Molecule: messenger RNA, 1456 nt
Organism: Anastrepha obliqua
Lineage: Eukaryota; Metazoa; Arthropoda; Insecta; Diptera; Tephritidae
Exons: 1
Coding region: 16-684 (222 amino acids)
Source: RefSeq, a predicted model, not a curated record
CUCAGCCAAAUACACAUGAUGACCAACAACAACACCAGUAACAGCAACUCGAACAACAAAAUACCAAAUGGCAAGCCGCCACCACCACCGCCACCACACGCACAUGCACUCUCCUCGCUACCACGUUUCAGCAGCACACGCCGUGAGCCGUCAGCCUACGAACGCGCCGAAAGUUCACUCUCACACGAGCCACCCUGCAGCCAGCAUCUUGCCAAUCAGAAUGGGCAGCGCACGGCCACCGCUGAUCGCUACAUACGACUCACACAGGAUCACUUCAAUCACAAUCACGGCCCACACGGCAGCAUUGGCCGCAAACAUGCCAACAACACACUGAGCGGCGAGCGUUCACCACGUGAGAGUGAAAGUAAUUAUAUACACAAUAAUUCACACUAUUCACUGCCGUUGGACCAUGCAUUGUCAGGCGCUACGCCUACACCAACACCGACACCACCGCCACCAGCGUUGCCCAUGCGCAAUGGACAGGUCAUCAACAAUAGCAACAAUACUGCCGUACAGCGUGUGCCAGCAUACAAUAACAACAACUGCAGCAAUGGUUAUGCAACGAUAGGCGGCGGUGGGAGUGGAAUUGGAAGUGGAGGUGGCAAUCAUUUUGGUGGUUGUGGUGUGGCAAUUGGAGUUGGAGGCAACAACAACAACAAUGGUAGCUUAAGACGAUAUCACUGAUAUACGCUAAAGGGCGACUGGUGCGGCACAAGUCGCAGCGCCUACUACGAGAAAUACGAACACGCCUACGAACAUCCGGUUGCGGCGAACAGGAACAGUUUUGAGAUGUGUACGUUUGUGAGGCCAUAAAGAGAGGUAGUAGAGGGGAAAAAUGAAAAUGAAAAUGAAUAGAAAAAGCACGUUGAUGAGAAAUGAUAAAUAAAUUAGAAGAAACAGUGAUAGGAAAUGACUAAAAACCGGCUCACAAUUGCAGUAAAUGCACUAAUGAGAAAGCAGAAAUGAAAGGGAAAGCGAGACUUCGAGUUUCUCUGACGCAUAGCUUUGCACAGUUUUUAGUAUGCGCUCGAUUGAAAGCACUAAUUUUGAGGAGCAGGAAUCAAGGAGUGAGGAAAAACACUGCAAGAGAAAUAUUAGAGGGACGAAUAUCCAAUAAAUUUAAUUUUAAAUCUAUGCUAAAGCGUUCGUAAAUUUGUCAGCUAUUUUAUUAACAUUUAUAAGGGGUACCGUGUAUUGCUUGAAAAGCAGGUCUUAAGGGGUAAUACAAAUCUAAUGGCCGAAAUAAUGCCUAAUUUUGAAAAAAAGGUAAUGGAGUUUCUCUGCCGAAGGUUUAUUGCAGGGCUGGGCGCUUGUGAUUAAGACUUCAUUUCAAUAACGAUUGCUGCAAUUGCAAUACCCAAUUUUUAUACGAUUACAGUUACUUGAAUUAUACUCAUAAAUGUCACCAUUAUAAGUAAACGCCGAGCUCUGAUGUGUUUAACAUUUUUGAAGUAUA